CAUUCGUUGGUCCCUCUGCACAUGCCUUGCUGUUUCUGGUUUAUGACUCUGCUGUUUGAACGGUAUGGACAAAUCCAGCAGCCCAAGUUCAGAUGAGGUGAUGGACAGUAAAGCAGUGUUUUCAGCCCUGUAUGAGAUGUGUGAGGAGAAUGCCAUGUUCUUCAGUGGAGGCCCUGAAAGACCAACCGGAGAUGCUGCUCAAAGGCUGGUGGACACCAUGGUGACCAUCCAAGAACACGCUCGCAGUCUGGAGCCUGUUCUGGCUGGCUUCUCCUCCAUCUAUCACCACUUCGACUUCGACCCUCACGUCCAUGCCAAUGGAUACCGCUCAUUAGUGAAGGUAGUGCGCUGCUGUCUUCUCCACAUUAUCCAAAAGGGGCGCUACAUUGCCUCCAACAGGCGGAGCAUCUUUUUCCGCAUGGCCCACAGUGCUGGUGAGAUGGAGGCGUACUGCAGUGCUCUAUGUCAGCUCAGGGCUCUGCUCUACCUGGCCCAGCGCCUUCUCCAUGACAACAGCCAUGGCAACCUCUUCUUCCAGGAGGAGAGCGGCCUCAGUGAAAGCUUUCUGCAGGAGUACGCCUCCAUGCACAAGGCCUGUUUCUAUGGCCGCUGCGUCGGGUUCCAGUUUACUCCGGCCAUCCGACCGUCUUUGCAGAGUAUUACAAUAGGCCUGGUUGCCUUUGGAGAGAACUACAAGAAACACCAGUCUGGAAUAGGUGUUGCUGCUGGUUCCUUGUUCACUUCUGGGAAGUAUGCCCUUGAUCCUGAACUCAGGGGUCAAGAGUAUGAGCGCAUUACUCAGAACUUGGACAUUCAUUUCUGGAAGACCUUCUGGAAUAUCACUGAAACCGAAGUUCUGGCGGGCUUGGUCAGUAUGACCUCCGUCCAGGUAAAGGUGAAUCGUGCCCUCUCGGUGUCUCCUGAGCCCUUUGACCUGCCGAUGGUGUCUGACCCCACACGUAUGGUUACGAUUUGCCCUCCGGCUGCCCACAUCGGCCCUGCCCAGAUCCAGAUGAGGCUCAUCUCCAGUGAACUGAGGGAAGGGCAGGACAGUGAGAAGCUGCUGGCGCUGUGUCGUUCUGAGGGCGGUCCCAUCUCACUCUCGCUAGGUCUGAAGGCUAAAAAGUGCCCCCCCUCCCCCUGGCUGGUGGUGCACUACCACGGGGGAGGCUUUGUGGCACAGACGUCCAGAUCGCACGAGCCCUAUCUGAAGAGCUGGUCGCAGGACCUGGGGGCCCCACUGCUAUCUGUAGACUACUCUCUGGCCCCAGAGGCCCCAUUCCCCCGAGCCCUGGAGGAAUGCUUCUACGUCUACUGCUGGGCCAUCAAAAACCACAACCUUCUGGGCUGGACAGGAGAGCGUGUGUGUUUGGCAGGCGACAGUGCAGGGGGGAACCUGUGCAUCACCGUGUCAAUGAGGGCGGUAGCUCAUGGUGUUCGCCUGCCUGAUGGCAUCAUGGCAGCCUACCCAGCCAUCCUGCUCACCAUGUAUGCCUCGCCUUCCCGCCUCCUCAGCCUCAUGGACCCUCUUCUGCCUCUCAGUGUCCUCUCCCGCUGCCUCAGUGCUUACGCAGGUAUGGACACACAGGUAGAGAAGCAGGUGGAGAAGGUCAGCACUCUGGGGUUGGUGCGGAGAGACACAGCACUGCUGUUCAAAGAUUUGAAGCAGGGAGCCUCUAAUUGGAUCCACUCCAUCCUGGAGUCCACCAGGGCAAGUGCAGAGACUGUGAGGAAGAGUGCGUCAGAAGGCACUCUGAUGUCCCCCGACUCCGACCCUCCAGUUCUAGUAGAGUUCUCAGUGAAGAGCCACACUUGUGAAGUCCUGAUGAACCAUACAGCCAGCACACCAGGCCACAGCCAGCCUACUGUAGACAGCCCUGUAUCUGACCAAAACACCACGCACUCUGAUCACAACAGCACCCUCUCUGCCCUCCAGCAUCCCAUCCUUGGCUCCACCCCACCUGCUGAGAGUGAGACUGUAAAUUUUUUAAUCUCUAAGGAAGUGGAUCCCACAGUGAGGGAUACAAUAUCAUCCGUGGCCAUACCUCCCCCUAGCAGCGAGCAAAACUCUGAAGGUCCACGCGAGUUUCCCGCCAGCUUUGAGCCUCUUCGCUCUGAGCAGUGUGCCGAGAUGAAGAUGGACUCCUCACCCAUCUUCAGAAAUCCCUACAUGUCUCCCCUUCUGGCUCCAGAUCAGAUGCUGAGGGGACUGCCUCCUGUACACAUAGUGGCGUGUGCUCUGGACCCCAUGCUGGACGAUUCUGUGAUGUUUGCCAAGCGCCUGCGGAAUGUCGAGCAGCCUGUGACCCUGUGUGUGGUGGAUGACCUCCCACAUGGCUUCCUUAGCCUAUCACAACUGUCCAAAGAGACCCGUGAGCUUCCAACGUCUGCCUGGAGAGAAUCAGAGAAAUCUUCACCUCGAAAGACCCACCUCUGGAGAUGCGUGAACACCGUAAGCUCGAAAGGACCAAUCACGGGGCUUCAGGUGUUAAGGGAGAUCCUGCUAUGCUGUUUGAAAGGUCCAGUAAGGAAGAACAUGGACAGGCUGUUGUUUAAAGGCAUUAAACAGUGCUGCACCCAUGCAAUAAAACACUGAGGCACUUUAAAAAUUUUUUAAGGAUUUAAGAUAAGCAGAUACUGCCUAUCCUGGAGAGAGAAAAAAGCAGAAUCCCGGAACAUAGAGGAAGGUAGGUCUUAAGAAAGAGAACAGAAGGCUUAUUAGGAUCACUGUACAAGGAUACAGUAGCUCGAGGAGUAAAAUUGUGCAAUAGUGUAAUUUUGUACUUGAGAACCAAAGCAGCAAUAUGUAUAUAGAAGGAAAGAUUGGAGAAAGUGUGUUAGAUGCAUGGUGAGCUCAAUAUUCCAUUAUUCUGCUGCUUACAUUUCUGCUUGAGACAGCUGCAGCACAUUAAAAUUCAAGCUUGCAUAAACAUGUACACCCUUUAACAUGAAAUAUUACCAGUUGCCUUUUCAGUGUUGCUUUGCUGGAUAAAAAAAAAAAAUCUGAACUUGUGGAGAUACUGUAAAUACCCACACAGACAGUGAUGUCUGCUGCCUUUAUUUCUGUAGCUGUGCUUUGAUUCUCCUACUGUACUGCUUAAUUCAGGUCUUUAACAAGCUUUCUUCUCAUUUUUAGUGGGUCAGCCAAGUAGAAAACUGGUUUAAUGUAGUAUACACGCUCUCUCACACACACACAUCAGCCAUAAUAUUAAAACCACCUGCAUAAUAUUGUGUGGUCCCCCUCAUGCCACCAAAAUAGCUGACUGAGACAUGGACUCCACUAGAACUCUGAAUGUGUCCUGUGGUGUCCGGCAUCAAGAUGUUUGCAGCAAAUCCUCCAAGUCCUGUAAAGUUAUAUUUGGGUCUCAUGGAUUGGGCUUUUUUUUCCAGCACACACACUCGUCAGCGUGACCCAUGAUGUUUUAAAGAAAACAUGAUUCAUCAGACCAGGGCACCUUAUUCUAUUGCUCCAUAAUCCAGGUCUGAAGCUUGUGUGCUUGUUGAUGGAGCUUUUGGCAGAGGAUGGGUCAGCACAGCCUUUUUGCCUGCUCAGCUAUGCAGCCCCUUUUACAUCAAGAUGUAAUGCACUGUGCAUUGACGCCUUUGUCAUAGCCAGGAUUAACUUUUUCAGUUUGCCGGUUGUCCUUCCUCGGACCACUUUUGGUAGGUACUAACCAAUGCAUACUGGAAACACCCUUACCGUUUUGAAGAUGCACUGACCCAGUCGUCUAUCCAUUAUAAUUUAGCCCUUGUCAAAGUCACUCAGAUUCUUGCGCUGGCCCAUUUUUCCUGCUUUCAAAACACCAUCUUCAAGAACUGAUGGUUCACUUUCUGCCUAAUAUAUCCCAACCCUUGACAUGUGCUAUUGUAACAUGAGAUUACAUGUAAUGACCGGUUAUCCAUCUGUUACUGGUUUUAAUGUUAUGGCUGUGCGUGCGUGUGCACGUGUGCAUGCAUACAUGUGCGUGUGUAUUUGAUAAGAAAAACACUGAUAAUAUAACUGACCAUAACAUCACGAUUGGGAAUUUGUGCGCCAAUUUUUCAAAGUAGGUGUUGAAUGUGGUUGUUUUUUGAGCACUACAUGAAUAUUUGAAAUGUUUAUUAGAAAAAGAGACAGUCUGGACUUUCUCCCAGUAUUGCCUCCAGACUGACCAUCACAAGAGCCUUGCAGUCCUUCUGCCAAGGGAAGCCAUAACAUGUCACUCAUUGUGCCUGGUCUACUUGUACGUUUUUAUUCCACCCAUUGCGAUGUUUACUAAUUAGUCAUGCAAAGGUGAAUUUACAUUUACUUUACCUGGCAAGGAGUCCUACUGCCUCAGAACACUAGCUCGGGUUACGUCAUUAUAUCAAAAGCCUGUUGAGGAUACACGAAUAGUAAAUGUUUUAUGCACUUCAGUUUAUCAUGUUCUUCCCUUUUUUAUUUGUUAGUACAUCCCCUCUCCUCUCAAACUCUCUCUCUGUCAUCAUAGUCGCAGGCCGAGACCUCUGCACACUGACCCAUUUCCAGUAUUUCCAUUUCCCUUAUUAUCCAAGUGAUAUUUUAAGCCAAACCUCUCAACAACCUUGGACCAGUGAUCCAUUUCACCAUGUAUGAGUGCUUCUUCCUCGGUAUGCUGGCAGAAAGGACUGAAAUCAGGUCAUCACAUUUCUGUGGUAUAAACCAUUUGCUUUUUCAAAACCAGUCAGAUUUUAGUCAAUUCAGUUGCACAGUGAAACUGCAGCAAAUCCUCUCCAACCAAAAUAUUCCUUUGGGUGAAGCCAAAAAUUUUUUCUCCACAAAUGCUAAUUCAAAGGUUGAACUUUAGCAUUAGAAGUUUUGGGAAUGCUGUUUAUUGGUUAGUACAGACUGUUCUUUAUCCAGCUCUCUGGAAUUUAUGUGGACAACUACUGAAGUCCUAUCAUCUGAUACUGCUACUAUAGUCAAAUACACUUCAGAGAUUAUAACUCAGUAAGUGACUAUACAUGUUUACAUUUGACCUCAGAUCAGACACGGACAUGGUAAUGUAGGUAUGCUAGUCCCCUGUAGGACCAGCAUGGGUCCAUCCUGUCUCUCUUUUGUCUGUCCAUUUUCAUGAUCAGUCUCUUGCUCUUGUUACUGUGGUGCCCAAUUCAAAUCCCCCAUACCUCUUCACUGCCCAGGACACUGCAUGCUGGCUUAUGCAGUACUGCUCACAUCAAUGAGCAUUAACUCCACCCUCAUCUUUAGUCUAGAGUCUUUAACUCUGCCUCAUGUUUAGACUACAAUAAUUAACUCCACCUUCAUCUUUAGACGAUAAAUUAGAGCUAGGCUGCUAAUCAGGGGUGCAGACAUGCUCCAGCAACAGCAAAGCAAAUUAAUAGAGCCUUGUUGCUGGAAUGGCUAUUCACUGAACCAGAACUGUCUGUAAAACAGUUCAGUCUGUGAAGCAGAAGGGCCACAUGACUGGAGUUUUCACUCUGAGGUUGCUAAGCUAAAUAGAUGUGUGCAUUGUAUGUUUAAUAAUACAAAUCAGACAUUUUGCCAAAUGCCAAACAAACUGCACAAUCAACUCUGUAAUGAAGACUACUGUAUUUCCCAUUCUCCCAUGAGAAGAAAAUUUUUUUUUUAAAUCACAUUCAAAAUGCAUACUUCAGUAUUUGACCAUAUAGCUUUGACCAUGAAGUGCUUGUUUUCUAAAGGUCUAUAAAAAUACAAGUACAAGUGUGUAAUUGGAAUGCAUAAGCAUAAAUAUAUUGGUUGGAAAUGUAUAUAAAGUAUUUUUAACUUCUCUAUUAGAUUUAUAUUCUCCUCUGAGACUGGUUUUAUGCUGAAUUCACUUGUAUUGUUUUGCAUAUAUUAGACUAACUUUUCUAUAUUACAUACUUUAAAAAAAUAUUUUGAUGCUACCCAAGUUAUUUUCUUAUCAUGAACAUUUUUUGUAAUUAAAAUUUUUUUUUUCAAAAUGCAGAGUCUACGCCACUGUGUCAAAGCUCAUGUUGGUUACAUUUCUAAAUGUUCGUGCUGGUCUAGGAUCAGUUCUGUCCAUGGGGAGUUACUAGUAGUUUUUGUUUAAAACGUGAAUAAAUAGUCUAAAUUAAA
Molecule: messenger RNA, 6058 nt
Organism: Electrophorus electricus (electric eel)
Lineage: Eukaryota; Metazoa; Chordata; Actinopteri; Gymnotiformes; Gymnotidae
Source: RefSeq, a predicted model, not a curated record